This is a messenger RNA of Alternaria ventricosa, 1800 nucleotides long. RefSeq lists its product as uncharacterized. Gene Ontology annotation, biological process: transmembrane transport. The record is from RefSeq and is a predicted model, not a curated record. The transcript is spliced from 3 exons. Bases 1 to 1800 code for a protein of 599 amino acids. Gene Ontology annotation, molecular function: transmembrane transporter activity. NCBI's taxonomy places the organism in Eukaryota, Fungi, Ascomycota, Dothideomycetes, Pleosporales, Pleosporaceae.
AUGAUGUCCGAAACAUACUCCAACGGGAGGUCUUCUUCCUCGUUGGAAGAUCCGCACCCAAUGGUGGAGCUGGCUCCACCACUCAACUCUCCUCCAGUCUCAGAACCACAUCCCAUAUACGCACCUCUCACUGGAGAUGCAUCCGGCAAGAGGCCAUCCGUGCCUUCCAUUAUGGGGUACCGUUCUAGGUCAACAACCCCAGGCACAUCAGACCCCUCGAAGCGCGAAUCAUACAACCUCGCCGGCAGCACUUUUCUCAUCACAAACGAUGGCAGGACGCUCAAACUGCCUAUGCCAUCAAAUUCCAAGGCCGAUCCUUUGAACUGGGGCAGAUGGAAGACAGCCGGGGCCUUAUUCGCCGUAGCGCUCUAUUCUGUUGUCUGUCUCACUGCAGCUCAAGCGGCGUCAGUCAUACUCAACAGCAUCCAGAAAGAGUUCCAGGACGAGGACAUACCUCAAUGGCAGAUCAAAGCGUUGGUGACAGGCCCGACCAUGCUCAUGGGUAUUGGAUGCUUGCUGUGGGUGCCAGUGUCAAUCGGGUUGGGUCGUCGGCCUACGAUCCUGAUAGCGACCAUGGUCGUACUGGCCGCUAUGGUAUGGGCCGGUCAAGCACAAACUUUCUGUUCGCUCGUCGCCGCAGUCUGUUUCCUCGGUUUGGGAGAAGGGCUUGCUUUGUCUCUAGCCUUCUUGAUGGUCAUUGACCUCACAUACAUCAACCAGAGAUCGAUAGGAAUAGCCCUCAUGUGGUGCAUGGCAGGCUGCUUUGGCACCUCUGGCGUUGCACUUGUACCCCUCCUAGCCGACCACGGCAACAACUGGCGUCGAUUCUACCACUACUGGACCAUUCCCGUCGUCGUCUCGCUCGUCGUCACCUUCUUCCUCUACCCCGAGACAUACUUCAAGAGGCCAACAGUAGCUUUCAACGGACUCAUCCUGCUGCAGAGUGCCACCGAGAAGCUGACCGUCUACGAAGACCGCGAGAAAGACUCUGAGAUCUAUCGCGACCUCCCCGAAUACCCACUGCGCACCGGAUUCGCGGGUUUCCGUGACCGCGUUGGGCUAUCACGCUCACCCUUCGCGUCAUGGGCUUCGGCGGGACGGUGCGUUAUCCAAAUGGGUUACUGUGCCGUCAACCCACUCAUCUUCUGGGUCUUCGUUGCCUCUGCCUUCAACUCGGCAAGCAUGAUCUUCAUCGGCGCAACGUACGCAAAGAUCCUUAUCGCACCACCUUACAACAUACCACCCGGCCUUGUUGGCACAGUCAACGUCGCAUCCGGUAUCGGAGCCCUAUGCGGCCUGCCCAUCUUCGCCAUCCUUUUCGGCAAGGUGCUCAAACGUCUAUCAAGCCGCAACAAAGGUGUCCUAGAAGCUGAACACUACCUCGUCAGCUACAUCCUCCCCGUCCUCACCGGCGCACUAAGCUCUCUCAUCUACGGCCUCGCAGUGCAGUACCAAUGGAUGGCGUCUGCUUUCUACUUCGCAUACGGAAUCAACGGCUUCUCUUUCAUAACGAUGAUGAUUGCGAACACGCUUUGGGUUACCGAAGCCUUCCCACGGUGGGCAGCUCCUGCCAUCGCUGUUGUUUUUGGAGGUUGCUACUUCCUCACUUGGGCUAUGAGCUUUGCGCUUGUGCCCUGGAUUGAAUCACAUGGAUACGUGUGGGUUGGUAUUGAACUCAUGAUUUUCCAGAUUGUGGGUGGGUUGGUUGCUAUGCCGGUGGCAUUUUGGGGGAAGAGUACACGACAGGCCAUCGCUGGUAGGUGGGCUGAAGAUAGGAGUGGUGCACUUCGGCCGCUGUGA